AUGAGAAAAUAUCAGUUUCUGAAAUUCACAGCACAGCACUGCAGCACAACAGCAAUUAACAACACAGCAGCAAUUCAAAUAUAUUUAAAUAGUUCUCGUGGUGGACAUGAAAUUAACAGCACAACCGCAAUUCAAAUCACAAUAAGUCGAGUCGGAGGCAAUGCGUCGAGGCGGAGGCGCGGAGCAGCCGGAGUUUUUGUGUCGGACUUCGGAGGUGAGGACAGGGUAUCGAGACGCCGGAGUGCGACAGACGUGAGGAUUGAGGAGAGGCGACGGGAAGACAAAAAUUGGACGUCGACUAGAAGGAGAAAAACUGACGAAGAAGACGAUUCGGACCGCAUCAAUAAAGCUCGAAUUACAGCCCAUCGACUUCUCGGCAGAGGAACCUUCGAUUACAAACGAAGGAGACAAUUCCUAGUCAGAUAUCUCAAUAUCAGGCUUCAUAAAAGAAAAACAACAGACAAGUAUGAGCGCGCAUGGUUCAGGAGUUAG
Messenger RNA from Striga asiatica, 492 nucleotides. The record is from the annotation of a GenBank genome assembly. NCBI's taxonomy places the organism in Eukaryota, Viridiplantae, Streptophyta, Magnoliopsida, Lamiales, Orobanchaceae.